Anopheles bellator is the source of this 2376-nucleotide messenger RNA. RefSeq lists its product as uncharacterized. The record is from RefSeq and is a predicted model, not a curated record. The transcript is spliced from 4 exons. The coding region runs from base 26 to 2317 and encodes 763 amino acids. Lineage: Eukaryota; Metazoa; Arthropoda; Insecta; Diptera; Culicidae.
UGGCUCGUUGAGAGCUGCGUGUAAGAUGGCGUUCGUUUCGUGGAUUUCGUUCUUAGUCGCGUUUGUGAUAAGCGCUGGCCAUUUGGCCGAUGGUUGGAAUCUUCCCAACACCCACUUUCAGCAAGGUGGUGGAUUCGAUAGUGCCACGGGUGGAUUUCGCGGUGAAGAUCAGCAGCAGCGGCAGGUUCUAGCGUAUCCAUGGCACGGCGGCAGUUCACCAGGUGGAAGCCAAUCAGCUGGAGGAGUGGCGGGCAGUUCGGGCUUUGCGGAGGGUAGAUCCGUAGGAUCGGGAGGGGUCGGAUCGUUGCCAUCGAGUCUGGCAGCAAGUCACAAUGGUUUUCAACAUCAAUCUGGAUUCAAUGGUGGUGCAGGACUAAAUCAUGCUUACGAUGGCGGUGGCGUGAAUCAAGGUGCAAAUAGUCAAGGGUUUGGCGCUGGAAACGUUCAAUCAAAUACGCAGCCCGGGAACGGAGCACCUUCCGCAGGUCAUGGUGCUUGGGGAGGCUACCACAACCACAACGGUGCUUGGGGAGGCUACGGUGGCGCGGUUCGUCCUGGCUACUUCGGAAGUCCUUUUGUCGCGGCCCCGCAUCAUUGGAAAUACGGCCACACGUCGGGCCUGGGCGGACACGGCGGACACGGCUACCCUUGGUCUGGUCCGGGAUACGUUUAUCGAGUGCCGGUGGCACACGUCAACCCGGACGGCAGUUACUCCUUCCCGUACAAUACGCCGCACGCAUCCCGAGAUGAGACUGGCGGCAACAGUGGAGCCGUGGCCGGAACGCACAGCCUUCCAAGUGGCGGAGUGAAACACAACGGACCGGACGUGGAUCUGCGGACCAACGUUGGCCAAAGUGAGGGAAGCGGCGUGGCUGGGAACCUUAACCCGGCUGACUAUGGCCCUCAGUCGAUAUACUCUCGCGGGAGACUCCCGUUUGUUCCGAACGCCAGUUUUGGCGCAGGUGAAUCGCAAGGCCCCAGUGACGGCGCAGGCACUGCUUCCGGUUCGCCCGAUCGCGGCCUCAGUUGGGCCAACAGAAACGGUGCAGAUGGUGCGGCCAUGUCGAGCCUGGCGGAUUCCGAUCAAAGCGCUCUCUCGGUUGUGGGUCUUCCGACAACACUGCCCACGGAUACCACGGACUCCUUGGAAGGCUCUCGGGAUCAGCUAGUGAGCAGAUCCACCGAGCCAUCCAACGAUGUAAACCAACCGGUGAACAGGGUCAACGAUGGCACCGUAGGCUUUGCAGGCUCCGCGCUGCAAGUGAAUUCUUUGAACCGUCCCGGCUGGGAUUCGUACAAUAAUGUGGCCGGCAGUGAUGGUGCCUUUGGCGCAAACGGCGGCCUUUCUACCAAUCAAGCGAGUGCGCCGUCUUUCACAACCCCACGCAGUUCCGAGGCCUCGUUGGAUCCCGUGGUCACACGGCCGGUUAGUGAUCCUUCGUACAAUUUCGGACCUCAGGAUCCACGUGGAUCGGGUUCGCCUUCCUUCAACGACGGAGCUGGUUGGGGUGGAGUUCAAUCGGGAGGUGGCAUUGGGCCGCUUCAACAAGGAGCUGUAAACGCUGCCGACGGUCUGCAAGGUCGUAACAACGAAGGGAACACUCAGCGCAACGGAGGGGACAAUGCAUACUUCCAGCCAUCCUUCGGAGCCGGAAAUUUCAGACCGGCCGGUGGUAGUGCACUGAACCCCGGAGGUGGUACUUUCGGGCUUGGGGCGAAUAAUCUGGGACCGGCGGGAAAUGACAGGGCGUACCGGUUUGGCUACCGUACACCGGACUCGGUCCGCGAGGAGUCUGCCGAUGCCGGGGGCAAUGUGCGGGGUUCGUAUGCGUACAACAACGCCGCCGGUCGUCACGAUCUGCAGUAUGUCGCUGGAAGUGGAACCGGGUUUCGUGCAACCGGUGGAAGUCUCUCGGUACCGAACGGACUGUCGGGCACCGGUGGCAACCAGCAGUUCGCAUCGGGCGAAGGACGUAAGUUUGGGUUCAACGGUCAGGGUGGAUUCACCGCAAAUCGUCAGCCGUCAGCUUUCGCAGGGCAAGCUGGUGGUCAAGGGGGAAACUUUGGAGCAACUCAUCAAACUGUGACCAGAAGUCCGCAAACGGUUCCCUCUAGUGUUUACCCGCAGUCAGGAAGUGACCAACGCGUGGCUGCCAAUUCCGAUGACAACUCCUUCAGUGGUUCCGGUGACGGCCAAUCAAUCGAAGGAAGUGGACUGGACACCACCGUCGGUUCCGGUGACUAUGUGGGCCAAUCAACGGGAAGGGCUUUCCCGGCCGAAGCAAAUGGAAGCCGAACCGGGGAACGAUAUUUUUAAGGAAUCCCAAAUGACAAUAAAUGACGUUCUUUUUAUUGUAUCGCGUGCAACGCGAGGUG